Molecule: messenger RNA, 864 nt
Organism: Penicillium diatomitis
Lineage: Eukaryota; Fungi; Ascomycota; Eurotiomycetes; Eurotiales; Aspergillaceae
Product: DODA-type extradiol aromatic ring-opening family dioxygenase
Exons: 3
Coding region: 1-864 (287 amino acids)
Molecular function (GO): ferrous iron binding; zinc ion binding; oxidoreductase activity, acting on single donors with incorporation of molecular oxygen
Source: RefSeq, a predicted model, not a curated record
AUGGGUCUCACGCCGGUACACUUCUUCUCCCAUGGCUCGACUAUGAUGUUGGGAGAAGAAUCCGAGAGUGCGGAUUACUGGAAGAAAUGUGGCGAUGAAGCGCUGGCACGAAACAUCAAGGGAGUCAUUAUCAUGGGUGCACAUUGGGACUGUCUCGGCGACAAAAUCGAAGUCUCAACGAAUCCCAACCCCGGCAAGAGUCCCGUCGCCUACGUGAACCCCGAAAAAUACAUCAACUAUAAGCUCAACCCCGACCUCGUCACCACCGAACGCUGCAUCCAAAUGCUCGCCAAGGAAGGCUUCAACGUCAGCGGCAACGACAAAUUCGACUGGAUCCACGACGUGUACCUCAUCCUCAUUCGCAUGUUCCCCGGCGGCUGUCCACCAACUGUCCUCGUGUCCGCGAACGCCCGCUACGACCCUCACUUCCAUCUCAAGAUGGGUUCGACUCUGCGCCCACUGCGUCGCGAGAACUACCUGAUCAUCGGGACCGGCGGUGCCGUGCACAACUUGUACCGCAACAAGUGGGCUCCCAUGGUGCGGUUCCGAGAUAAUUUCGCCAUGGAGACGCCGCCAGAGGACUGGGCGAUGGAGUUCCGUCAGGCGGUUGAGGAUGUGAUUACCAAGACCUCCGGCCCGCAGUUGCGUCGUGCAAUGACGCGGUUAAUGAAGCAUCCUCGAUUCCGCGAUGCGCAUGCAACGGACGAUCAUUUCAUGGCGGCCCUGUUCGUCGCGGGUGCUGCGGGUGAAGCCGAGGAUGAAGAGGCACCGGGCGUGUUGGGCGCCGAGAGUUGGGAAUUGACCAACAUGUGCAAUUCUCAAUUCACUAUCGGGCAAUGGUCAAAGCCGCCGAUUGCGGUGUGA